CAAAAAUGUAAUAGUAGAAUGAAAGCAAACAAAAUUGAAGAAAAAGUGCAUUAAAACAUAUUUUUAACGUGUGUUUACAUGUGCAUGCCGCGCGCGCAUGGUGUGAGAGGAGAAUUAGGAAGGGAUGUUCAACGAGUGGGAGAAACACAGUGUGUUAGUGAAAAAAAGAGAGAUGUAUGAGUGAAAGAGAGAAAGAAGACAAACGAGUAAGAAAAAGAGAAAUAUAUAAAUGUGUAAGCGACAGAGAUGCAAGAUAUUCCAAUGACGUCACGAGCUGCAGCUUCAAGAAGGUUUAAGCGAGAGUACCAAUCUGUUCUUCAUACGUUGCACUUGCGAUAAAAGUAACGCCGAUAGUUCGAACCCCAUGGCAGUUGCUUAUAAACCAUUGCAUGGAAUGGGUCGGUGUUUUUGUCCCGAUAAUAUGCGUCCACGAAAUUAAGUAACAAUAACAGUCGAAGAAAUCCUGCUCGUCCAUGUAUUAGCGUCCAAACGAAUGUAAACGAUUCCCGUUAAAGAAAUAGCGUGCUUUCUAUAAAAGCUACUAAGUAACCUAACUGUUUUGUGUCAUAUAUAAUUCGAAAGAUGGUGCUUUCAGAAUGUUAUGGAUUCGUCAAAUAUGCAUUAAUUGCCGUGAACUUCAUAUUUUGGGCUGUGGGACUAGCAGCAGUGGUACUGGCAGUAUGGAUGCUAACGGACCAAACGUUCCUGAUGUCUUUGACUCAGGAACAGCACAACUUCAACGCCGGUGUCUAUAUCCUGCUCUCGGCUGGGAUUUUAAUGCUGAUAGUAGCAUUUCUGGGAUGCUGUGGUGCCUUCCGUGAAUCCCAGUGUAUGCUGGUCGCUUUCUUCAGUUGCCUACUAGUGGUUAUCGUUGCACAAAUCGCGGCUGGAGCAUGGCUUUACAGCAACAGAAAUCGCCUCGAGGAGCUGGUCAAGUCUUCCGUGAUAAAUACCGUUAAGAAUCAAUACGGCGAAGACAGUUCUCAUACAGAUGCUGUAGACGCAUUUCAAUCGAGUCUGGGAUGUUGUGGAGCUACUGGUCCAUCAGAUUGGACAGGUAGUAAAUAUGCAACCAGAGAUCCUUCGAUUCCCGUCAGUAUAACUGUCUCCGGCGACGCCAAUAGCGUGUAUAAGGUACCCAAAUCCUGCUGCAAGGACAAAGAGAGUGUUGAUUGUAAAGCAGAUCGGAACAUUAAAGUCGCUAGCACCGUUAGUCCAGCAAUUUACAACGAGGGUUGUAUAGACAAGCUGAUGGAUGUACUGAACCACCAACAAGACAAUGUCAUCAUUGUGACAUCCGUCAUAGGCAUUCUGGAACUUCUUGGAUUGAUAUUUUCUUUAGUAUUGUGCUGUGCAAUUGGAUCAUCCGAUAGAUACAAAGCUUGAAUGGAAUAAAUUGUAUAGAUCGGUGUAUAAUCCUUCCUUAUGCCACAUAUCGUUGUGUCACAAUCUUCUAACUGGUAUUUGAUCUCUGUGCCAAUCUGAAUAGGUUUACCCCUGUCUGUCUCUGAUGUUCACCUGGAACGAGAAAAAGACUUUAUUAAUUAAGAGAUUGCAACAAGUCCUUUGUGAGAAUUAUAUUUAAGUGUUCAAAUUGAAUCUCAUUCAUUAACAAGGUUCUGAUAUACAGUUCUUCAGUGUUACGUACUGUAUGUUCAAGGUUUUUAGAUAUUGUAUUAUUAUUCUGCUCAGGGACAAAAAUGACAGAUCUUUUUACCAAUAUAUUUUAUAUGUUCAUGACAAUUUAUUUAUGCGUAAGGAAAAUCCAUUAUGAAUUAGUAUCAUAAAAGAUACUAACUAGAAUGUUAAUUUACUGUUCAUUGUCCCAUUCAUACAUUUUAUGAAUUUGUGAAAUUAAACAACAAUAUGUUCAUUUAAUAUUCUGUUGUUCUAAUUUUAGCAAAUGAGUUAUACGUGAAAUGAUCACAGAUUUAAACCAAGAUUGGAACAACAGAAUAUUACAUUAAACAUAUCAUUAUUUAUUAAAUAACCCAUUCAAUAUCAAUUCUCCGAAUAUAUGUAUGAAAUAUUCGAUUCAAUAUUGAAGAAGGUACAUGUAAAAAAAUUCAGUUUGUUUCUUACUGCCAAAUGCUCUUUUCCUUACUAAAGACUUAACACGAAUGAGCAUUUAAUGUUUUACACAGUACCUAUACGAUUUACAUUUUUGUUAGGCCAAAGUAGUAGACCAAAUUAAUGUUAAUGUGUUAAAAAAGGAGCGAAAGAGAGGGAGAGAGAGAAAGAGGGAUGAAUUGGUUGGAGUUUGGAUUGACUGGAUAUUUCUUUGUUGCAACUGGUAUAUACAAGGAACCAUUCACAAUUCUCUUCAAUUUCAUUUUUUCUGCUUGCUAAAAACUGCCAUACAAUCAUUUUCAUUCUUUUCACGUAUGCACAAAGUGUUUUUAAUGUAAUAAUUUUUUCUUGGUCAACAUUUUUGGAACACUUUUUUAACUUUUCUAUUCAUUCUUAAAAGUACAAAGCUUUGGAUAAGUAAUAUCAUAAGCUGUUCUGUCAUUGCCAAUAUACCAGUUUUAACAUGUGUGCGUAUAUGUAGAUAAAUAUUAUAUAUAUAUAUAAAUAUUAUAAUACAAAAGAUGCUCUGAAAAGAUUAAUCUGAUAAUUAAUAUUGAUGUCUAAAUGAGAUUAUGUUAUUGUAAGAACGCUACUAAGCGAUUUUGUUUCAUGUAGCGUUAUAGUCUAUCCAUGUUAUAAUUAAAGUAAAAAAAAAGGACAUAGCUAACCAAAAGCAACUAAUUUUUAUAAGACCAAUCUUUUAUUGCAAAAAUUUCUGUGUUCAACCUCAUUAGUGUUCAACAUUGUCAAUACAUUAUAUAGUUUUUUAACAAGGUAUCUCUACCUGUGAAACUGUUUAACAGUAAUUAGAAUGCAGAUAUGAAUUUGAGUCUAUAUUAAAAUUGACGUUAGAUAAAGCAACUUUUGAGCGUGUGUGUGCAUUGAACAAAUUGAUAAUUAUGCAACAGGCUAAAUAUUAUAAAAAGUACAAUUUUACUGUUAGUUGCUUUUGGUAUAGUUAUGUCUUAAGAAAGUGAUUGAUAUAUUUGACGAUGAAUAUUUAACACAAAUUAUAUAUAAUAGUAGCAAAUAGAUCAAACAUUUAUCAACUGUUCAACUAAUAUUUAUUGUCAAAUGAUUUAGUAUAGAUUAAAAUAAAAAAUGAUCUUUUUCAUAUAA
Messenger RNA from Megachile rotundata (alfalfa leafcutting bee), 3189 nucleotides. Its product is annotated as CD9 antigen. NCBI's taxonomy places the organism in Eukaryota, Metazoa, Arthropoda, Insecta, Hymenoptera, Megachilidae. The record is from RefSeq and is a predicted model, not a curated record. Gene Ontology annotation, cellular component: plasma membrane.